GGUGGGAUUCGCUAAUCGUUCUGAAAUGCAAGAGGCCAUCUCAGAUAUAGUCUGGGAACUUGGGAACCAGAAGGACAUAAUAUCCACAGACCCUGAAGACUUGCAUGCUCACGGCUAUUCCAGCUGGUCGACGGUCAAUCCCGACGAGCUGCCCGUUGCCGUGGCGUAUCCUCGCACCACGGAGCAUGUUGCUACCAUAGUUCGAGUCUGCCAUCGCCACCGGGUCCCUGUCAUCCCAUUUUCAGGAGGCACCAGCUUGGAGGGCAACUUCUCGGCGCCCUAUGGCGGCGUCAGCAUUGAUUUCGCCUACAUGAACAACAUCAUCCAGGUCAACAAGGACGACAUGGACGUGAUUGUGCAGCCCAGCGUGGGAUGGCGAGACUUGAACGAUGAGCUCGUCAAGUUAGGCACGGGACUAUUUUUCCCAGUUGAUCCCGGUCCCACUGCCAGAAUUGGGGGUAUGAUUGGGACCAACUGCUCCGGAACCAAUGCUGUACGAUAUGGCACCAUGAAGGAUUGGGUCAUCAAUUUGACCGUGGUCUUGUCGGAUGGACAGAUUAUCAAAACGCGCAGGCGACCUCGCAAGUCAUCUGCAGGGUACAACCUCAACAGCCUCUUUGUCGGUUCCGAAGGAACUCUUGGCAUUGUGACCGAAGGCGAGUGGCGAAUUACCCAGCCCUUUUCAACGCUGAAGCUCGCCGUCCUUCCGGAAGAGACGUCGGUAGCAGUUGUGACUUUCCCAAGCAUUCGCCACGCCGCAUCGGCCGCUGCGAGCAUCAUGCAAGCCGCCAUUCCCAUGCAGUGUCUCGAGAUCAUGGACGAGGUGCAAAUGCGAGUCGUCAAUUUGAGCAAGUUCACCGCGCCUCGAGUCUGGGUUGAAAAACCGACGCUGUUCUUGAAGUUCGCCGGCACCAAGGGCAGCGUCAAAGAGCAGAUCCAGCUGGUGGAGAAGAUUACGGCAAACCACAAGGGCGGCAACUUUGAAUUUGCAAAAGACGAACAGGAGCAACAGUUGCUGUGGUCCGCAAGAAAAGAGUCACUAUGGUCGAUGCUCUCGCUGAGAAAAGAAGGCGAAGAUGUUUGGAGCACUGAUGUAGCCGUGCCGCUUAGUCGCCUUGCAGACAUCAUCGAAGUCAGUAAGAAGGAAAUGGAUGAACUGGGCUUAUUUGCCAGCAUCCUCGGCCACAUUGGCGAUGGAAACUUCCACGAGAGUAUCAUGUACAACAAGAACGACGAGAGCGAGCGGGCCAAGGUGGAGGCUUGCGUCAAGAACAUGGUUCGCCUCGCCAUCGAGAUGGACGGCACCUGUACGGGAGAACAUGGCGUUGGAUGGGGAAAGAAGGAGAGCUUGCUGUGGGAAGUUGGCUCUGAGACUGUAGGAGUCAUGGCCACCAUCAAGAACUCGCUCGAUCCACGCUGGAUUCUGAACCCGGGCAAGAUCAUGGAGGUGCCAUGGGAGCGGCAGGACGAUCAUUCUGCUGCCAAAGACUAAGCGAGCGUAUCUCUCUUUUGUCGUCAUUCGUCAUUAUUACGAGAAGGAGAAGGAAAGGCGGAGAGCUUGUACCAAAAAACGUAGGAAGUUGAGUAGGCAGAAGAAAGAGAAAAGAGAAGAAGGAAGGAGAGUCUGACCGCCAUCUCGCAAAAUGAUGACGAAAGGUCCAAUCAUUAAGGAUAUAGAAUAUAGAAGGUGCAUUCAAUGGGAUCGUCUAAAGUACA
Messenger RNA from Trichoderma atroviride IMI 206040, 1716 nucleotides. The record is from RefSeq and is a predicted model, not a curated record. Lineage: Eukaryota; Fungi; Ascomycota; Sordariomycetes; Hypocreales; Hypocreaceae.